AUGCUGUCCACAAAUGCACCCUCGGGCAUCCAACGCCGAAGAACGCUUCACCGACGACAGAACUCAACACCGGCAGCGUUCGAGGCACCCCGAUUGCAACCACUACCGACUAACAUACAACAGCGACGAACGCAGCGGACAGGCAUGAGUCUUGACCUCAGAGGCUUGAACCUCGAGGCAGUGACGAGGUCUGGGACUGCUGCUACCAUUCCGGAACAGAUUAUCCCGGAUGGUACGUCUCCCCCGCGGCCUCCUCACUCUCCCCAUCGAGCUCCUAACUCGCCUACCAAAGCAGUUGUAGAUCAGAGGAUAAAAGAUCUACAAGAAGAUGUACUAGCAGUAUAUGGCCCCAAUGCUAACCUCUUCAUCACUCUCCCGACACCCACUGCGACGCCACAGAAGGCGGCUCAGCCAGCACUCCUGCAGCAGUUAGAGUCAGCUGCGCUUGCGCCGAGCUUCUCAGACCUCGCAGACAUCAACCUGCAACCGAGCUCAAAUGCGAUGACCUUCAACUUUGAGAGCCUCGACUAUGACAUGGGGUACGAAUCCUCGUCAUAUUACACGUCGGAUGCGUUUUCGCCAUCGCCUACAUCCUCUCCUCACCAGAAGUCAAUGCAGGCUUUUUUGGAGAACAUUCCCGAGUUCCCCGCUCAAGAACACAUUGCAGAGCUUCCGAAUCAAGCCUUCUCUCAGGCUCCCAUGUUUUCUCCGUCUAGCGCAGCGAUGUCAAUGAAUGGCCUACCUGCAGCCUCCCUAUCGCAACCCUCACUCUUGCCCGAAUUUGAGAUUGAUGCCAGUCUCGAGUACACUGGCAUAUCUCCAGAGGAAGUACAACGCUAUAUUAGCGAGCAAGAUCAGAGUACCAACAAGUGGACAUGUCUCUACCCGGAGUGCGGCAAGAUCUUCGGUCGGCGAGAGAACAUUCGCUCGCACGUUCAAACACAUCUUGGCGACAGGCAAUACAAGUGCAAUGGAUGCGGCAAGAAGUUUGUUCGCCAACACGACCUCAAACGACAUUCGAAAAUCCACACCGGUAACAAGCCUUACAAGUGCCCAUGCGGCGCUGGUUUUGCAAGACAAGACGCACUGACGCGCCAUCGCCAGCGCGGUAUGUGUGUAGGUGGAUUCGAAAACGUAGUACGAAAGAACGUGAAGCGCGGCCGUCCGAAGAAGCAUCGUCCAGAGAUGGAUGACCGUGUCGAAAAGGCCAACAGGACCCGCCGUGUGCUAGCAUCUGCGUCUUCCUCAGUCUCCGCAGGCUCGCCAAUGUCAGAUCCAAGUUCCUCUCCACCGCCUUUUGAGGAUGACUUGCAGACGCAGGCUCCCUCAACGAUGCUUCAUGAGACAGCGAGCUUUCACGGUGCAAUGAGCUCGACAUCAGACCAUUACUCGUAA
Didymosphaeria variabile is the source of this 1395-nucleotide messenger RNA. It is a transcript of the gene ACE2, whose product is annotated as Metallothionein expression activator. The record is from RefSeq and is a predicted model, not a curated record. Gene Ontology annotation, cellular component: nucleus. NCBI's taxonomy places the organism in Eukaryota, Fungi, Ascomycota, Dothideomycetes, Pleosporales, Didymosphaeriaceae. Bases 1 to 1395 code for a protein of 464 amino acids. Gene Ontology annotation, molecular function: DNA-binding transcription factor activity, RNA polymerase II-specific; RNA polymerase II cis-regulatory region sequence-specific DNA binding. The transcript is spliced from 2 exons. Gene Ontology annotation, biological process: regulation of transcription by RNA polymerase II.